Molecule: messenger RNA, 2451 nt
Organism: Chaetomium fimeti
Lineage: Eukaryota; Fungi; Ascomycota; Sordariomycetes; Sordariales; Chaetomiaceae
Product: VID27 cytoplasmic protein-domain-containing protein
Exons: 2
Coding region: 1-2451 (816 amino acids)
Cellular component (GO): nucleus; cytoplasm
Source: RefSeq, a predicted model, not a curated record
AUGUUUAUGCUCAGGAAUGUCGGGAAGCUCCUCUUCGGCUCCAGCAACCAGGAAUCGAUGAUUGAGUUACCACAAGGUCAACUAUACCUCGUUCGACCGCUUUCGCCCAAAGGCUACUCCGAACUCAUCUUCAAAGACGCAUCCGCCCGAAUCCGACGCACGGCGCAGGAGUUCCAGUAUCAACUCGUCGUACAACGUGUCUUCGAAGAGGGCGAGGCUGAGUUACUUGCCGAAGAGGAGGGCGAAGAUGCCGAGGCCGAUGCGGAUAUUCUUGCAGGGGAACGGGACGAGAAGACAUUUCUGCUUGACGAGGCCCUCCACUUUCGCGUCGAGAACCGGGAAGGCAGCGAACGGGUUCUGGCUUGGCGGGACUUGAGCGGGGAUGCGGGCGACGUCUACGAGUUUGUUUGCGACCCCGCCAUCUUGCCCGCGCAGGUAGAGCAGUUCGAGCAAGUCUCAAAGCAGUGCCAGUACGAGCGCAAGUAUCGGAAAUCGUAUACCACCGCCUCGGAGGAAGACCUCCAACAAUUCGAGUUCGACGAGCAGCCCAUCCCACAGGCUAGCCCUCUCCACAGCCCGACAACUGCGAGGUCGAUCGAAUCCUCCGAUUCCAUGGUGCUCGGCAACCCCUCCGCCAACACGGGUGUCAAGCGCGAGAAGAUCGCUGACCCCGACGUCACACCGACGAAGAAGGGUAAAGCAAAGGACAUGGGGCCUCCCGCCGUCUCGGCGCACCCAGAGGCUCGCGAGAUGCUGGCAGCAGAAGUUGCCGAGCUCCACUUCUUCGACUUCCCUUCAGGUGCCUUCGUUCAACAGGAUGCAUCAGUAACCGCGACGGUAACAGAAACUGGCGAUUGGCAAUACUGGCUCCAGGUCAAGAGCGCGGAUCGGGAUUGGCUUGGCAUCCCAGUGGUCGCCGACAUCAACCCUGUCUUCAACUUCGAGUUCCUGUCCUUCAUCUUUAACCAGUUUUCCGACGAUGGCUCGGCCUACUCCUGGCUUCUCCGGUUCAAGGACCAGGCCACUCUCGAGCGCUUCCAGGAAGGUCUCUUGCAGGCUUUGUGGGAGCAGCUGAACGAAAUGAAGUGGUCCAAGGUCAAGGACAAGGACCGGGAUUAUGUCGCGGACGCCUUCAACGACCUGACAAUGGAGGAUUCGGACCGCCCCGAAGAAGAGGAGGAGGAGCAGUUGGAGCAGGUUGAAGAAGAGGAAGAGGAAAAUGACCGGGCGCGAAGCGAACAUUACGACAGCGACGAAGACGAAGAUGAUGUCGAGUACAAGCCCAAGGACAGCGAUGUCAACAAGCAACUUGCCGUCGGCUACAAGCAUGACCGCUCAUUCGUCGUUCGCGGCUCCAAGAUUGGCGUGUUUAAACACACGCCCAACAAUCACCUCGAGUUCAGCACCAACAUCUCGAAGGUCGAGACGCCCAAGGGCGAGCUGUUCUCCCCGAAGAAGGUCAUGCUGCACAAUGAGGACCGAAACCUUAUCCUACAAAAGGACUCGGAUCCCAACAAGCUGUACCGCAUGGAUCUCGAGUACGGCAAGGUCGUGGACGAGUGGACAGUACACGAAGACAUCCCUGUCGUGACAUUUGCGCCCGAGAACAAAUUCGCCCAAAUGACACACGAGCCAACAUUCCUCGGCAUCAGCAGAAACGCCCUUUACCGGGUGGAUCCUCGCCUGUCCGGCAGCAAGCUGGUUGACGCCCAACUCAAGCAGUACACGAGCAAAAACGAUUUCUCCGCAGUUGCGACGACCGAAAAGGGAUACGUCGCUGUGGCGUCGAACAAGGGUGACGUCCGGCUCUUCGACCGUCUGGGUAUCAAUGCCAAGACGCACAUUCCUGCUCUGGGUGAACCCAUCAUUGGCCUCGAUGUCUCGGCAGACGGCCGCUGGGUUCUUGCGACGUGCCGUACCUACCUCCUCCUCGUCGACGCGCUGCAGAAGUCGGGCAAGAACGAGGGCAAGCUAGGUUUCGAGAAGCCGUUCGCCGCCGACGACAAGCCGCAACCCCGCCGUCUAGCUCUCAACCCCGAGCACGUCGCGCAGUUCGCCCACGAGACCGGAAAGGGUGUGAGCUUCACGCCGGCCAAGUUCAACACCGGCGAGGGCGCCGAGGAAACCAGCAUCAUCACCGCGUCGGGCCCGUACAUCGUCGAGUGGAGCCUUAAGAAAGUCCUGACCGGUCGCAAGGCGCCGUACCUAAUCAAGCGGUAUACGGAUGAUGUCAAGGCGGACGACUUCAAGUUUGGCACUGACAAGAACGUCAUUGUCGCCCUACCGCAUGAAGUCAACAUGGUCAACCAUGCCCGUCUGAAGCGGCCCACGCGGGAGAGCAUUGCUGGGGAAUUUGGCGUUGCCGGGCGCCGAACUGAGGGGCGGAUCGGAACGCCGGCGAGCGGACGGUACAAGCUCGGCAAGGAAGACGUCGUCAGGGAGGCCUUUUAG